Symbiodinium pilosum is the source of this 336-nucleotide messenger RNA. NCBI's taxonomy places the organism in Eukaryota, Dinophyceae, Suessiales, Symbiodiniaceae. The record is from the annotation of a GenBank genome assembly.
AUGCACCAGGAAAGGACAGCAGCGGGUGCCCCUGAGUUCAAGCUGAGGUUUCGCUGUAUUCGCGUAGCAGAUAGUCGGCGGUUUGGACUGGAAGAGGCCGUGGAGAUCUGGCAUGCUCUGCAGGAGUCGCUUGCCAUGGCCAGAGAAGAUCGCCGACACAGACGGCAAAGGCUGCAGGAUGCUGUGCCGAGACAAGGAGAAACCCCGGAGCAGCGGAGACAGGCUAGAGUGGAGAAGGAGCGGAUUCUGCAGCAAAAGAGGGAGGAACAGCAAAGGAAGCAACGGCUUCGCCAGUACAAGAGGUGGCAGCGGGAGGAAAAGCGCCAGCAGAAAAAG